This is a messenger RNA of Cryphonectria parasitica EP155, 774 nucleotides long. RefSeq lists its product as uncharacterized. The coding region runs from base 1 to 774 and encodes 257 amino acids. The record is from RefSeq and is a predicted model, not a curated record. NCBI's taxonomy places the organism in Eukaryota, Fungi, Ascomycota, Sordariomycetes, Diaporthales, Cryphonectriaceae. The transcript has 3 exons.
AUGACGGCCUCGGACGGCGAUAACAACGUGCUGGUCCAUCCUCUGAUGCAGUGCGUGCUGAACGCCAUGGGCGAGUACAACAAUCUGGAGAUGGCGGCCGCCUCGGUCGCCCUGGGCCUGCUGCCCACCAUCCAGCAGAGCCUGGGCAGCACCACUGUUGGUGGCCGCAGGUACACCGUCUCAACAGGAGCAGCAGGAGGAGGCGUGUCUGUGGUUGCUGGAGCAUCCGAGGUCAGGGUCGUCCUGAACCUCCGGCGGUCCUUGUGGCCUCUGGUCAGCCUGGUCGAGUACGCCAUCAUCUCCUGUGCAGUAGCCAACGUGGGCCAUCUAGCGUACCAGCUCAGCGUGCACGCCGUGCUCGUCUGGUCGCCGACGUCUCUUAUCCCGGUGCCCCUGUGGACAUUUCUCGGGGUCGUCAUACAUAUGGCCGGCAUGCUGGCUAUGGUUCUACUGAUCAGGCAACAGCAGAAGCACUCAGCAAGAGGGGGUGGACGACACCAUCCUGAAGCAAGGGCGACAUCCUUCUACAAGACCUUCGGCGUGACAGAGUUCGUGCCAUGCGCUAUGCAGGAGAUAGGGCCAAUCACUGCGGCGCUGGGUCUGCUAUUUUAUCUGGUGACAUGGCUUCUUGAACUGGGCACGACUGGGCAUGUUUUGUUCGGCACUCUGAUGCUUUCUAGUCUGCUGUUCUACAGCGUGGACGAUGCUGCGGUCAUCAUCGCGCGACAGGCUGUGAACAAGGAGAAGGACAGAGACCAUGAAACGAACAUUUGA